AUGAAACAAGUCGAGCGGGAAAGUUUGCACAAUUAUGAGAGUUCUGAUAGCGAGGAUGAAUCGAGGAGGGAAUUAAGGCUUGAUGAGGAGGAUGGUUCCACUCAUAAGAAGAGCAGUGCUAUUGGUGAAAGUAGUAGUGGUAGUAUUGUUAGAUCAUCUUCUAUGGAGGUGUUAAAUUCAUCUUCAUUAUUGGAAAAGCCUAAAAUCAUUGAUGAAGAUGCUAAGGUUUUUAUUGAAUUUGCUUCCUUCUUUACCUCACCAGAGAAUAUGAAUAAUAGUGUCAUGAUGAAUGGCAAUUGUAAUCUUCAACAACCACAACAACCUCCUCCACCUCCUCUCAUGGAUUUUGGAAGCAAUUCUACAGGCACUUCUACAUCACUUCAAAUUUUCAGUAGCGGAGCUGCUCAAAGUAAGCCUUCCUCUUCCAUUCCUUCUGUAAUUGUUAGUCAUCAUCACGAUGCUCCAAAACCUCCUUCUUCAAUGCUUAUUCCAAUUCCUAUCAAAACAGUAAGAGAGGAUGAAUCCAAACCAAAAAAGACAAAACUUAGAUCUCUACACAAAUCAACAAACCCUCAAGUGGCUUCUUCAUCAGCAAGUGGUGCUACAGCCUCUUCAUCUCAUGCCACUGUAACAACUCCAGUGAAGAGACAAACAAAACCUUUGAGAGAGGAUGAUCGUAUUGUCACACCUUCAAAAUUCACACAACAAAUUGAAACUCCAAACUCUAAAAAGAAUGAAGACCUUCCAAGGAAGAAGAGAGGAAGACCUCCAGGAACAAAGAAAACACCAUCUCAAAAGAAGGUUAAGGAAGAUUAUGAAGAUGAAAAUCAACUGGCAACUACAUCUAUUUGUACUAGUGUUAAUACAUCAUUUACUAGACAACCAAUUGAAAUGCCUCAAGUUGAUCCAUCUAGGGACGUUUCAAUUUAUGGAACAAUCUUCAAUAGAGACGUCCUUGAUAGGUUAUUCCUGCACAGAAAUGAACUGGACUAUGAACAUUCACAUCCAAUCCAUAUUUUAGACACUCUUUUGGAAGGACAUUUGGAAAAGGAAUCAAACAAGGAUACUCUCGUCACUAAUGUCAACCUCUCUUUUGAUCCUUCCUUAUUACUAAUGAGUUCCUCGGAAAGAGUUAUUGAGGAUAACAGGUUAGCACGAUUUAUCGUAAAUCACUGA
Molecule: messenger RNA, 1176 nt
Organism: Naegleria gruberi
Lineage: Eukaryota; Heterolobosea; Eutetramitea; Acrasida; Naegleriidae
Exons: 2
Coding region: 1-1176 (391 amino acids)
Source: RefSeq, a predicted model, not a curated record